UACGCGGCUGCGGCCCGGGCUGCGGCGAUGCUGUGGCCGCGGCUGGCGGCGGCCGAGUGGGCGGCGCUGGCCUGGGAGCUGCUGGGCGCCUCGGUGCUGCUGAUCGCUGUGCGGUGGCUGGUGCGGCGGCUGGGCCCGCGGCCUGGGGGUCUCGGCCGCAGUGGGACCCCAGUCCCUCCGCCGCCCGCGGCCGCCGCCCCCGCCCCAGGUGAAAUGACAAUGGAUGCUGUGUUGGCUCGAUUGAAACUUCUGAACCCAGAUGACCUUAGAGAAGAAAUCGUCAAAGCUGGAUUGAAAUGUGGACCCAUUACGUCAACUACAAGGUUCAUUUUUGAGAAAAAAUUGGCUCAGGCUUUACUGGAGCAAGGAGGAAGUCUGCCUUCUUUCGACCACCAUGAGGCAGGUGCCACAGCUCUCAGCCAAGACACACAAAGGAUUUUGAAGUCAGCUGAAGGGAACCCAACUGAUCAGGCUGGUUUUUCUGAAGACAGAGAUUUUGGUUAUAGUGUGGGCCUGAAUCCUCCAGAAGAGGAAGCUGUGACAUCUAAGACCUGCUCAGUGCCCCCCAGUGCCGUUGACACCUACGGAACUGGAGUGACUGCGUCUAAGGAACCGCCCUUGUACUAUGGGGUGUGUCCAGUAUAUGAGGACGUCCCAGCGAGAAAUGAAAGGAUCCAUGUUUAUGAAAAUAAAAAAGAAGCAUUGCAAGCUGUCAAGAUGAUCAAAGGGUCCCGAUUUAAAGCUUUUUCUACCAGGGAAGACGCUGAGAAAUUUGCUAGAGGAAUUUGUGAUUAUUUCCCUUCUCCAAGCAGAACGUCCUUACCACUUUCUCCUGUGAAAACAGCGCCGCUCUUUAGCAAUGACGGGUUGAAAGAUGGUUUGUGCUUGUCUGAAUCAGAAACAGUCAACAAAGAGCGAGCAAACAGCUAUAAAAAUCCCCGCACGCAGGACCUCACUGCCAAGCUUCGGAAAGCUGUGGAGAAGGGAGAGGAAGACACCUUUUCUGACCUCAUCUGGAGCAACCCCCGGUAUCUGAUUGGCUCAGGGGACAACCCAACUAUUGUGCAGGAGGGGUGCAGGUACAACGUGAUGCAUGUUGCUGCCAAAGAGAACCAGGCUUCCAUCUGCCAGCUGACUCUGGAUGUCCUGGAGAACCCCGACUUCAUGAGGCUGAUGUACCCCGAUGACGAUGAGGCCAUGCUGCAGAAGCGCAUCCGCUACGUGGUUGACCUGUAUCUGAACACCCCCGACAAGAUGGGCUAUGACACACCGUUGCAUUUUGCUUGUAAGUUUGGAAGUGCAGAUGUAGUCAACGUGCUUUCGUCACACCAUUUGAUUGUAAAAAACCCAAGGAAUAAAUAUGAUAAAACACCUGAAGAUGUGAUUUGUGAAAGAAGCAAAAAUAAAUCUGUGGAACUGAAGGAGCGGAUCAGAGAGUAUUUAAAGGGUCACUACUACGUGCCUCUCCUGAGAGCAGAAGACACUUCUUCUCCAGUCAUUGGGGAGCUGUGGUCCCCAGACCAGACGGCUGAGGCCUCUCACGUCAGCCGCCAUGGAGGCAGCCCCAGAGACCCAGUGCUGACCCUGAGAGCCUUCGCGGGGCCCCUGAGUCCGGCCAAGGCAGAAGAUUUUCGCAAACUCUGGAAAACUCCACCUCGAGAGAAAGCAGGCUUCCUUCACCACGUCAAGAAAUCAGACCCAGAAAGAGGCUUUGAGAGAGUGGGAAGAGAGCUAGCUCAUGAGCUGGGGUAUCCCUGGGUUGAAUACUGGGAAUUUCUGGGCUGUUUUGUUGAUCUGUCUUCCCAGGAAGGCCUGCAAAGACUAGAAGAAUAUCUUACACAGCAGGAAACAGGCAAAAAGGCUCAACAAGAAACAGGAGAAAGGGAAGCCUCCUGCCGAGAUAAAGCCACCAUGUCUGGCAGCAACUCCAUUUCCGUGAGGGCAUUUCUAGAUGAAGAUGACAUGAGCUUGGAAGAAAUAAAAAAUCGGCAAAAUGCAGCUCGAAAUAACAGCCCGCCUACAGUUGGUGCUUUUGGAUACGCGAGGUGCAGCAUCUUCCCCUUGGAGCAGGAGGCAGACCUCAUAGAAGCCGCCGAGCCAGGCGGUCCACACAGCAGCAGAAAUGGGCUCUGCCAUCCUCUGAGUCACAGCAGGACCCUGGUGGACAAGAGACCAAAGGCGCCCCGUGGGGAGGAAGCCCAUCUGCCACCUGUCUCCGAUUUGACUGUUGAGUUUGAUAAACUGAAUUUGCAAAAUGUAGGAAGUAGCGUUUCUAAGACACCAGAUGAAAAUACGAAAACUAAAGAUAAGAUCCUGACUUCAAGAAUCGAUGCAGUAGAAAGAGACUUGUUAGAGCCUCCUCCUCCCGCAGACCAGCUCGGGACGGGCCGCAGGACGGAAAGUGAAAUGUCAGCCAGGAUCGCUAAAAUGUCCUUGAGUCCCAGCAGCCCCGGGCACGAGGGUCAGCUGGAGGUCACGAGGGAACCGGCCAGGCGGCUUUUCCUUUUUGGAGAGGAGCCGUCAAAACUCGAUCAGGAUGUUUUGGCUGCUCUUGAGUGUGCAGAUGUCGACCCCCAUCGGUUCCCGGCCGUGCACAGAUGGAAGACUGCUGUCCUGUGCUACUCACCCUCGGACAGACAGAGUUGGCCCAGUCCCGCGGUGAAAGGAAAGUUCAAGUCUCGGCUGCCAGAUCUCAGUGGCCCUCACAGCCACAGUCCGGGGAGAAACGGUGCAGCUGGGAGCAACCCCGCAAGGCCGGGCCCCGGCAGUCCUGGGCGCUACAGCCCCGCACACGGGAACCAGCUCCGCAGGAUGGCGCGCCUGGCUGAGCUUGCCGCCCUGUAGGCUUAGUGCUGGGCUCUCGGUUGGUUCUUCAGUUUUUAAGAAGGAAGGGUCAUAUGUUUGUUGCUAAACUGUCACAAAGGAAUAUAUUCUGAUUAAAUUAUUAUUAAUCCUCACUUUGAGGGUGUGAGAAUUUUAGAAGAUUUAAAUGUUUUAUAUAAAACUUAGAUUUCUGAUAUUUUGGAAGUUAGAAGUUAAUGAAAGCAAACUCAGAUACCAACUUUCUGGAAAAUGUCCAUGUGGUGGUGGUGGACUUUUUAGGUGGCAGUUUCUAGGUCUGAAAUGUGGCAGAGGAAAGGGUGCUGAGGCAGUUGCAGGCAGGCAGCCAGGUACUCACUACAGCACCCAACAAAUGCUGUGGACAAGGAGGACUUGGCGGAGGCGUGAGCACUGAUGUCCCCGCACUGCCUGCGCUCACCAAGAUGAACUGUUUGCCGGUGGAGGCGUGAGCACCGAUGUCCCCGCACUGCCUGCGCUCACCAAGAUGAACUGUUUGCCGCCUUGUCUUUUCCUGGGCUGGGGCAGGGGGUGGCAUGAUGCUGGCAGAGUCCCUGUUGGUUCGCCCGUGGGUCUCAUGGUUCAGACAGAGUGAGGUGGACGGCUGGGAUCAGGGAGCCCGGAGUGCGCCUCAGACUCGCAGCAACCGUUAUAAUUUGGGUUGUUCGGAAUAUUUAAAUUACUGAUCGGAAGAUAAAAAUAGCUUUUCUCUGUGGGAAGUCUUGCAGCCCGUAGGAGCGGUGCCAGGAGCCAUGCAGAGCUCAGCAGCAGUGGAGCCAAGGUGUUCCCUGUCUCCUCAGCACGCGAGCCUUCACUGCCUACUUCGUUCAGGUGCCAGUGUAGUAGUAAUACAAUCUGUAAAUUGUUCUGUUCUGAAGUUUAUUCUGAGGCUUUUUUGAGCAUAAAUGAUUAUACGAUAAAGUUAUCCUUUAUUUUGGAACUCAUUUCAGUGGGGAUCUCCUUUAUAAAGAGUGUUGCGUUCAGAGGUUUAAGUCCCAUUUGGGUUCCUUGCCGUGUUGAUUGUAGCCUUCACCUUGGCUUGAAUGAAGGUCUGUGGUCAGAAUGUGUGAGGAGCUGCCUAGGUGCUCAGGAGGUACUAACUGGAGGUCGGUUUCUUCCUGGGUGUUACGGGCACCUGCUCACACAGUUGUUACUCUGUGAACAUUUCCAGUGUUUCAUCCAAAAUGAAAACCCACCAGUGCUUCUGCUAACUUCAGUGCCUUUUAUAAAAAUCACUUUUAAAUUUCCUGAACUUGCUUUUUGAGAAUAUAGUGAUAGUAAGUAGAUACAAGAUUGUUUUCGUUUGUAAAAAUUCUGAAUUGAAACCUUGUUUAAAAAAAAAAAAGGCUUAUUUCUUUCAUAUGACGAGAUAGGUGAGGAAUACUGGAAUCAAGAUUUAAAUGUUAAAAUCUGAUUUUGUUACACAGGGUGUCUUCAUUUGUUUUGUAGCAGACAAGACCUAGGCACCAGACAACACAUGCUCUUCUAAGCAGCAGCAUUUUAAAAGGCAUCUUGGUUCUCAAAAGAAAUCAGAAUAUGGAUAUUCAUAGUAAUGAUCUGUUUUCUCUAAAAUCUUACCAUAUUGUCUGUAUAUGGUUGUAAAUUCAAAUAGAAAGUAAAAGGUUUUGGCCCUG
Molecule: messenger RNA, 4472 nt
Organism: Chlorocebus sabaeus (green monkey)
Lineage: Eukaryota; Metazoa; Chordata; Mammalia; Primates; Cercopithecidae
Gene: ANKLE2
Product: ankyrin repeat and LEM domain containing 2
Biological process (GO): negative regulation of phosphorylation
Cellular component (GO): endoplasmic reticulum
Molecular function (GO): protein phosphatase 2A binding
Source: RefSeq, a predicted model, not a curated record